Messenger RNA from Anthostomella pinea, 2355 nucleotides. Lineage: Eukaryota; Fungi; Ascomycota; Sordariomycetes; Xylariales; Xylariaceae. The record is from the annotation of a GenBank genome assembly.
AUGCUGCCAUUUGAGUCUCCUCCGCCACCCGCUCCGGACAUCUCAAAUCCCGGGGUAGUGUCUACCGAUAUCACAGACCGAUUCGCCGCAGCCGUGAAGACCUUAGCACCUGGUGAAAUCAUCAAAAAUGAGCACUUCACGCUUUUUGAAGCCGUCUCGGCUCUCGAGAUCAUGGACCCCAAGAUGGAUAGUGGCCUCUUGGCUGAGGGAGAGUCGCUUGACGAGGAAUACGACGUCUCCCGAGAUCUGCUCCCCGAAGAGAUCCUUGGCAUUAUCGACCAACUGCUCUGUCUCGAGAUGGCAUGGCAUCUUGGCUAUCCGCUGUCCCAGACUCUCUUAACAAGUGUGUAUGUGGAGGCGCUCAUGAACCCUCUUUCGACAACCAUCGAGGAGGCAGACUUCAUCAGAGACCCCACCCGCCGCAGCAAGCAGCCAAAGCUCCUCUUCAUCUUGCGGGCGUACUGUGUUGGCAUGUUGAAGGCAUGCUGUCUAGUCAACGAAGUGGUCAAGGACGAACUCUUCUACGAGGAGGAAGAUUUCGUCACAAACACAUAUGAUCGCAGCCUUCUAUACGACAUACCAGCGAAACAUGUGACCAAUCUGAUGAUGACGGCCAGGACUGAGCUUCGCGCCAUCAGCAACGACGUACCCAAAGAAAUUUCCAUGGCCCUCGAUUUCCGUCUAGAGCUACGAAUUGCCUUCUUGAGGGCUCUCGAUUUGGCGAACCUGAGAAAGGCCAACCCGGACUCUUUGAAGAUGCCAUGGAUUCAAAUGAGGGGACUCAUCGAUCAUAUCGAAAAGCGACACUCUCUUGGAAAGCCAGUCCCUGAGGCAUUCAGUACAAAACUGCAGCGACGUCUAGCAAGUACCAUGCCUCCUCGUCCCAUAGUAGAACUCAGCUUCGAAGAGUGCUACGGGCACUUCAAGCUAUUGUUCCAGGAUGGUAUCGAAGUGACAGACGUGCUGAAAUAUUCAGAUCCCCAAAGUCUAUUGAAUUACGUCUUGAUGUUCCAAACGAGGAAGCCACAGCCCCUAACCUUCAUCCGAACACUGCUUCAGAGCUUAUUGUUCAAGGAGAUGGUUGUUCUGGGAAAUUACAGCAUUCGACAGAUUAUAGAUCAUGAUCUCUCUCUUGUUGUCGUACCGUGCGGUCCUCAAAUAGAUCCCUCGUACGACAACAUCGAGCUGGUAACUGACCCGCGCCACCAGACCGCGGCGCAGAUGGAAAUCUUCCGCCAACGGGUGGCUGAGUCGUAUCUCGAUAUCUUCAGGAUAUUCUGUCAGAACCGAUGCCGCGUACGACGGACGCUGUGCCACCACAUACAGGAAUGGGACAUGCUUCAAGCCGACGUCGAGCAGAUCGACCAGCUCUUGCAAGUCAACCUCGACGAGAAGCCACUGCAGACCGAGCGGGGCGAGAUCGGAUUCGCGCUCCCGCUGUCGUCGUGGGCUUACCUCUACAAGCUUCGGCAGAUGGAGUGGAUCGUGCAGCUCGGGUUCGAGCUCUCGGUGUACCAGCCCGACGAACUGGCGGGCAUGUACUGGUACCUGAACUACCUAGCCAAGACGCGCGCACAGCACGGCGACCGCAUCAAGUCGUUCACGCAGAGGGCGCGCGAAUCUGUGCCGAAGGGCAAGAAGGAGACCCCGGCGCGCGACCGCGAGCAUCUCCGGUCGCAGGCCUACAUCCGCGUCACCAUGCUCGACGCGGCCUGCACGUGGGAGUUCGCCGACGGCCUGUGCUGCCUGUACACGGUGCUGCAGCGGCUGGGGCUCAUCAGGCCGCCCGGGCCGCGGCCCUACAGCUCGGACGCGCUGCGCUACGACAUGCGCAUGAAGCCGUUCGCGCACAUCGCGCUGCCGCCCCUCCCCACGUUCGACGAGCUCACGCGCGCCACGGGACAGCCCGAGACUAGCGUCGCGGACCUCAUGCGCUACGCCGAGGGCGCCGUCGGCGGCGCGCGCAAGGGCUACGAGGCGCUGAGCAAGUUUAGUGAUGCGCAGGCGUUUGCUGUCGGCUCGCAUGGGCCUUGGGUCGCUAAUGUGAAGGCCUGUCUCAGGGCGGCGAUCGCGGCUGGCGUGGCUAUCUCGACGGUGCAGAAGGCUUGGGCGAGGAUGGAGGCUGAGAAGGCCCCGGGCGGGGAGGGUGUUCCUGGGGGGAAGGGUAUGGAGAAGGAGACGGAGAUGGUUGAGGGUCAGAGUGAGGGUGGUAGUGAGAGUAAGGGCAAGGCCAAGGAAAACGCUGGGGCUGGGGGUAUGGAUCAGGGCAGAAUCAAGUUGAAGCUUGAGAUGCCGGAACCGGGUAAGGGGUAUCAUGACUGGUGGGUCGUGCCGAAGCUCAUUCCUAUUGCGUGA